Messenger RNA from Strigops habroptila (Kakapo), 3675 nucleotides. It is a transcript of the gene ALDH4A1, whose product is annotated as aldehyde dehydrogenase 4 family member A1. The record is from RefSeq and is a predicted model, not a curated record. The coding region runs from base 461 to 2065 and encodes 534 amino acids. Lineage: Eukaryota; Metazoa; Chordata; Aves; Psittaciformes; Psittacidae. The transcript is spliced from 15 exons. Gene Ontology annotation, molecular function: L-glutamate gamma-semialdehyde dehydrogenase (NAD+) activity.
CCUUCCCCCUUCCCCUUCCCCUUCCCUUUCCUUUUCCCCUUCCCUUUCCCCUUCCUCUUCCUUUCCCUUUUCUCUUCCCUUUCCUCUUCUCCUUCCCUUUUUCCUCCCCUUUUCUCUUCCUCUUCCCUUUCCCGGGGUGGGAACAGCCAAAUCCCGCCCGAUAACCGCUCCUCGCAGCGUUUCCACUCCUAUCGGGGCUCCCCUUUGCUGUGCGGGGCCGUUAUUCCCUUUUGCUGGCCCAGCCCUCGCUGGCUCCUCGCCGGCACCUUCCCCGCUGCCCAACACAGGCCUUUCCUCCCCCUCUUGCCCUUUUUGCCCCUUUUCCCCCCUUUUUGGGGGCGAUAUUGCUGAGCUCGGCAGUUUCACGCCGAAUCGGGGUUGGGAAACUCGCAGCCCAAGGUCCAGCCGCGCACCGGAGCGGGCAGCGGGGACCAGGCGGAGAUGGCGGCACCACUCAGCCAUGACUGUGACCAACGAGCCGAUCCUUGAGUUUAAGCCAGGGAGCCCCGAGAGAGCAGCGCUUCAGAAGGCACUUGCUGAUCUGAAGGACAAGACAGAAGCCAUCCCGUGUGUGAUCGGGGGAGAAGAAGUGUGGACACCAACAGUGCGGUACCAGCUGUCACCAUUUAACCAUGCACACAAGGUGGCCAAGUUCUGCUAUGCCAGCAAGGAGCUCAUUAACAAAGCUAUUAACGCUGCCUUGGCAGCGAGGAAGGAAUGGGACCUAAAACCUGUCCAGGACCGAGCGCAGAUCUUCCUGAAGGCAGCUGACAUGCUGAGCGGCCCCAGGCGAGCAGAAGUGCUGGCCAAAACCAUGAUUGGACAGGGUAAGACAGUGAUCCAGGCGGAAAUCGAUGCUGCCGCCGAGCUGAUCGACUUCUUCCGAUUCAAUGCCAAGUAUGCCCUGGAGCUGGAGAAGACCCAACCCAUCAGCGUGGACGUCAGCACCAACAGCAUGGUCUACCGGGGGCUGGAGGGUUUCGUGGCAGCCAUCUCUCCCUUCAACUUCACAGCGAUCGGUGGUAACCUGGCAGGGGCUCCAGCGCUGAUGGGGAACGUGGUGCUGUGGAAGCCCAGUGACACUGCCCUGCUCUCCAGCUACGCUGUCUACAAGAUCCUCCUGGAGGCCGGGCUCCCCCCCAACAUCGUGCAGUUUGUGCCAGCGGAUGGGCCUGUGUUUGGAGACACCGUCACGAGCUCCGAGCACUUCUGCGGGCUCAACUUCACCGGCAGCGUGCCAACUUUCAAGCGGCUCUGGAAGCAGGUAUCAGAAAACCUGGAUCACUACCGCAACUUCCCACGUCUGGCUGGAGAGUGCGGAGGGAAGAACUUCCACCUGGUGCACAGCUCCGCCAACGUGGGCAGCGUGGUGAACGGGACCCUGCGCUCGGCCUUCGAGUACAGCGGCCAGAAAUGCUCCGCGUGCUCCCGCCUCUACGCCCCGGCCUCGCUGUGGCCCCAGAUCAAAGAGAAGCUACUGGAGGAGCACGGGAAGAUCAAAGUGGGAGAUCCCACGCAGGACUUUAGGACGUUUUUCUCUGCAGUGAUUGAUGACAAGUCUUUUGCACGGAUAAAGAAGUGGAUUGAGCACGCCAAGAAGUCACCCAACCUCACCAUCCUGGCAGGAGGCGGCUGCGACGACAGCGUCGGGUACUUCAUCGAGCCGUGCAUCGUGGAGAGCAAAGACCCACAGGAUCCCAUCAUGAAAGAGGAGAUCUUUGGCCCCAUCCUCACGGUUUACGUCUACCCGGAGAAGCAGUACAAGGAGGUCCUGGAGCUCAUCGACACCACCACACCCUACGGCCUCACGGGGGCGAUCUUCGCCCAGGAGAAGAGAAUCAUCAACGAGGCCAGGAGCUUCCUGCGCAAUGCAGCCGGCAAUUUCUACAUCAACGACAAGUCGACAGGCUCCGUGGUGGCUCAGCAGCCCUUCGGAGGCUCCCGCAUCUCAGGCACUAAUGACAAACCUGGUGGCCCGCACUACAUCCUGCGCUGGACGUCUCCUCAGGCCAUCAAAGAAACACACGUGCCCUUGGCAGACUGGCGCUAUGCCUACAUGCAGUGACACCUCCUCCUCCUCCCCAGCCCCACUGGUACUACUGAUUCUCAACGCACAGAAGUGGCCUUGCAGCUACACCCUUAAGAAGCACUUAGAUCUACUGAUCUCUAACCUGAGCUUAGGUUUUAUUUUUAAAGGAAAAUUCUAUUAUUAAACUGUAAACGCAGAAGAGAAAGUCCUUGUGGUCCAUGUACGAGUGAUGUGUUAAUGAAUUCAGGGGUGCUGGAGGAGUGUGGUUGCAUACCUGGAUCUCAGUUGCCUUUUAUCAUAGAACCUCAGACUGGUUUGGGUGGGAAAGGAUCUUAAAAUCCAGUUCCAACCCCCUGCCACAGGCAGGGACACCUUCCACUAGAGCAGGUUGCUCCAAGCCCCAUCCAACCUGGCCUUCUGUUUUGUCCAUCCCGACCGGUCCAGCACAGUUCCCUGUCAAUGAGGCUGCAUUUAAAGCAGGAGCUUAUCAUUAAGAGGCUGGCCCUAUCCUGCCAAAAGCAGUGUCAUUCCCUGUGUCCCCAGGGAGCUGCACCAGCAGAAAUCACAGGAAGCUGAGGGCUGCCUGUACCAGCCUUCCCGGAGCUGUGGGCAGCUGGGCUUGCUUUAAACCACAAUCGAUGGGGUGGGAGCCCAGAGCUGUGUUUUCUCCCCAUCCCUGAGCAAGGGCAAAAGCUCAGACACCCCCAAAACGUUUUUGAUGUAGGGAGAGAACUUGACAGAAUGCACCUUGUACCAGGAGAGGGCGGCUGCGAGUGCGGUGCUGCUUCGAGGUGAGUUUAAGUGCCUUAUUCCUCUGCUCUGAAGGCAGCAGAUGGGGUUCCCUGCACAGUCCCUUGCAAAUGGUCUCAGGGUGUGUGCAGACAUCGGGCAGAUGGAGCAGCAACACCCCACUUGCUCCCCUUGUUUCAUCACUGGUGACAAGGUCAGGCUGCCUCCCAUGGGUUUUGGCUGCUUCCCCUGCUCCAAUCCUUGCAUGUCCGCUGUAGGAAAUGGAAAGACUUUAAGAGAAGGUGUUUCAAGAAAGGACCAUUCCUGCACAAGCUGCAGCAUCCCUCAAAUCCCUGGAAGGAAUUGAAAAGGAAAUUGAAGGAAUUUAACUUAAUUAGCAGGAGGUGCUAGGACAGCAAGUGGAGGGCUGCAAUAAUCAGAGCAAGAUGCAUCUCUCAGGCUGUUGUGCUCUGUCCAGGGCCGUGCUCUGGCCUGUGGAGCUGGUUUUGACACAGGCACAUCGCUGAGGCUCUGCAAGCUGCCCUGGCAUUAAGUUAGAUCAGUUCUGGCCUCUGUGGUCCCUGUUGGUGUGACUAGUGCAGGUGCUGCCUCUCCAUCAGCACGGUCACACCAGUGGGUCCUGCAAUGAGAACAGGAAAAGGGAUCUUAAGCACAAAGUCUUGCAUCCUUCCAGGAUCAUUUCUAAUCUAGAAACCUUUGUAACACUUACAAUUAAUAACUGUUCAAUUCUCAGGAUUUGCAGCUCGAGUGGAGAACCCUGUUGUAAUAAGCAUUAAGUAUGGAUCUUGUCCAGGCCUGGGCUGGUAUUUAGCAUGCAGGUCAUGAAGGAAUUGCAUUGAUAUGUGUGAAUCUUGAUUUAACUGAGAAAAUCUGCAAUAAAAUAAAUUUCAAACUCC